Oldenlandia corymbosa var. corymbosa is the source of this 828-nucleotide messenger RNA. The record is from the annotation of a GenBank genome assembly. NCBI's taxonomy places the organism in Eukaryota, Viridiplantae, Streptophyta, Magnoliopsida, Gentianales, Rubiaceae.
AUGGAUAAGGGAAAGUCGAUCUCAUACGGUGAGGAAGGCCAUAACCCAGGUGUUGCUCAAACCAUGCGGGCAUGGCAGACCAGUCCUAUGUUCCCUAACCUCAUUCCCAUAGUCUAUAGGCUGCACAAAGGUGGACCUCAAGUGGCUUACAGACCUCAAGAAUGUGGAUGUCAUUGUGCUCGGCAUUUUUCCGUCCCGAAUGAAGUGGUUUUUAACAUCCAAGUUGAGAAGGCUUGGGUCAAGGAGAGCUUGGACAAAUCCAAAGGGAGACUUCGUGAGCUUGAGGCAACUGUGAUUAACCAUAAGUGUCUCGAGGGGGAUCUAUACAUGAAGAUUUGGGAGUUGAACAAGAAAGUCAAACAAUUGGAGGCCAAGGACGGUCUGGCCGAAGGACGAGUGAAUCAACACAAAUCCAAAUUGGAAAGCUUUAAGAUGAAAUAUGAUGGACUGAUUCAGGACAUGCAAGAAACGCAUCCAAAACAAAUAGAGGUCAUUGAGAAAAACUCAAAUUCCGAGGAUGAAGAAUCUGGAGAUGAUAUCAGAAAUGAUGAGUACGGAGACCUAACCAUGGAAGAGAAUGAAGAAGAAGAUGAAGACAUUGAAGAGGACCAUCCCGCCUCGUGGAAAGAAAGGCUCAAUAACCGCUUCGGGGACACGACCGAAAAUGAACCAUUACCGAACGAAGGAGGAAGUGCAAUUCCGCAGAUAGCAGCAGCUGUGCAAACUAUGGCUCAAGCAAUGCAACAGCUGGCAACCUAUGACCCACUCGGUGGACAGUCGAAUCCUCAACAGAAUGAGACGGAAGACCGAGCUUUGGAUAGGUUUUGA